CACGGUUUGUAAUAAAUGACACAUUUCCACUAAAAGUUGUCCACUGUUCUUCAACAGUAUUUGAGGGUAUGCUUGCUCCCGUUUGGUGUGUGUGUGUGGCCUUAUCAAUAUGGGUUUGACUAUUUUAAAUCGCAAAACUAUUGCAACCACAACGCCGAAAGUGCGCACCCCAGGACAGGAAUGACAAUUGAAGUGAUUAGGGGGCGGUACUAACAACUGCACAUUUUACAUUGGAAGUGUAGUAGUUACAUUUAAUGGAACAAUGAAACAACACUUAACCUACAUAGGCAACAUGUUCCACCAGCACUCAAAUCAUAACAUGCAAGUUGUUGACAAUAAGCAUGGAAUUGAACCUGAGUGAAAAUGACACGCUUUGUUGCCACAACUCGACUGAGCACAGCAAAACAAAAACUUUUAUGGGGCACUGUCCGUAACUAAUGUGCUGGUGAAACACUGUGGCCUCAGACAUUCCAAUGUAGUGACCGUGCAUUGAAUCUGCUUAUCGUAACUACCCAGCGGCUAUUGUCCUCCUCAGCCGCAGCAAUUGGGCUACUACCAACAACAGCAGCACAUCCUAGUCAUUGCUUCUGGGGUGGCGUUUUGGGUUCAGCUCCACAUCUCAGUCAGCAACUUUCACAGUUUCGUGAGGGAUGUACUUUGAAUAGAAUCGCCUUCGAGGAUAACGGAUUUUUUACAUUGAGUUACCACUGCAUUUGUCUACAUUUUUGCAGUGCGCUCAACCCUGAAUACCACAGGAGAGGGAGAAGUCUGGCUCUGAAGAUGUUUGAUCUACAAUAUUUUCAUCACACCCUUCUCAACAGAAACCUUUUGUGUGCCAAGACCUGAUAACUGUAGAGAUCCAGAAAGCAGGAAUAGCAGUUGGAGUGGGGAGGAGCGAGCCAAGGUGUCAGUGACUACAUUGCUGUCACACUUAGCCACACCACACUCACUAAACUCCGGAGAUGGGGUAUGUAAGCGCUUAACUCCGGACAGUUCUGUCAGGAAAUUCCUCGUUUUGCCAAGGUGGUCACCCUUCUCCGCGCUGGUUUGUACAGCUGGAAAAGCUUCUGUUUCCACAUCCGUCUGGAGCAGAAUGACUGGCUGUGUAUGUUCCUGAUCAAGGCUAUCCUCACCUCUUAAUGUUGUGAUCUGAAGCUUCUUGCCGGGGGGAGGGACAAAGAGACAUUGGGGACAUUCUAAGCGUCACUAUGGCAUCUGAGGACAUAGGAGAUGCUGUGGGUCGUGCGACAGUGGUGGCCUUGUCAGCCGGGUCCAGAAAUAACCAUGUCACUUCAGACUACGGCAUGCCUCUGAGUCAAAGCAACACACGUCCACAUUCUCACGAGCCAGAGGUUAGCCACCAGGGCAGCGAAGACUGCUGCUCACCGCUCCCUCUCUAUUGGAAGUUAUCUUAUGAUAGCGGGUCUUAUGAUGGUGGGGAGGGGACGUUUCUGGAUGCAGGAUGCAAAUGCUGGGAAUACUCCAACCCUCAACAUGCUAGUGCUGUAGCUGAGUUCGGCACCACAUCUCGGGGGGAGAGGGGGACACGUGCUUUGGUUUCCACCCAGCUGUGUCUGACAUGUGAUCCAGUGGAAAGUCUCUCAGCCUGCCAGGAGACUGACUCGGUCUGUUGGACCACUGGGACCGAGACAGAGCCUCGGGAAAACCAGUCCGAGAGGAGAACAGAGGGGUUUUCUUCUCCUGCUGUGACUCCCCAGGCUGGUGCUCUGCCAAAGGUGAGCUACUCCGAGGGCUCUCCCUGCCAGCUGGAGCCCAGCACGGCUAGCACACAACGCCCCUGUCCAUCCUCGGUGCCCUGCAGACGCAGCUUUAGGAGGAGCAGCCUGCCAGUGGCAUCUCAGUGCCACUUCUCCUGCUCUCCCAUAGGGGAGGGAAGAACGCCAGGAAUGCCAGCCAGGACUAUCGAUGCCCGCUGUUUGCACUUCCUGAAAGAUGGCUACUCCAGCCUAGAGAGGCUCAACAGGAGACCCAGAGCCAAGGUCUCCGUGGAGAGAUUCUUCAGGAGGGCCUCGCUGGAUACCAUGCUCUCCUCCUCCAAGCAGUCCACCAGCCCCCAGAAGAGCGACAGCGACGGCGGCCUGUCGGACAGCGAGUUCAUCCGCAACAGGAAAGAGCGCUCCACCGUGCUGGUGAGGAGGUACUACAAAAACAACCGCAAAGUUGAGAAGUCUGUGCGUGCGGGCACCAAGGCCAUCGUGAGGUUUAUGCUCUCGGGACACAUAGCAGAGCAGGCCUGGGAGGCUGUUUGCAAAAGGACCUGGCACCCCAGUGAGAGACCCAUCGUGUCAGUCAGAGGGCACGGCGCGGGGCCUCUGGCCGUCAGCCUGUGGGGUUACAGGGGCCUGCUCAGAUACACGGGGGCCAGACUCUCAGAGAUCCACCAUGCGCUGAGUGUUGAGGACAACCUGCUGCAGCCGUGCAGGAAGCUCCUAGCCUUUGCUGGAUGUGUGUGUCUCAGGGUGACAUGCCCGGCUCAGCCUAGGUACGUGUACCGUGCCAGCUCCCAGAGGACCUCAGUGUAUGCCCAUCUGACCGGGGCCCUGUUGGAGGCCACCGCCGCCCUCGGGGCCCGAAGCACUCUGCCCAGUGUAACCGUUGGCUCCACUGGACACGCCAUGCUCAAAGAGCGUCAGCUGUGCAGCAACAUGUCGGCGUCCAGCGCGGUCCCGUCCAACGUGACGGGUAUCAGCAAGGAGCUGGUCGAGCUGCGUCACCUGAUCCAGUUCCCCGAGGAGAUCGCCAGCAUCCUGACGGAGCAGGAGCAGCAGCUGUACCGACGCAUCUUACCCCUGGACUACCUCUGCUUCUUCACCAGGGACCUGGGCAGCCCCGACUGCAGCAGGCGCCUGCACCCCAGCCUCAAGGCCUCGCUGUCGGCCCCGGCCAUGCCCAUACAGACCCAGAGGAACACUGUGGAGGACCUGGUCACGCGGUUCAAUGAGGUGAGCUCGUGGGUGACCUGGUUGAUCCUGACUGCGAGUUCAAUGGAGGAGAAGAGAGCGGUGUUCUCCUACCUGGUCCACGUGGCCAAGUGCUGCUGGAACAUGGGCAACUACAACGCCGUGAUGGAGUUCCUGGCUGGACUACGGUCUCGUAAAGUACUGAAGAUGUGGCAGUUCAUGGAGCAGUCGGACAUUGAGACCAUGCGCAGGCUGAAAGAUGCCAUGGCGCAGCACGAGUCUUCGUCCGAGUACAAGAAAGUGUUGAACCGUGCCCUUAACAUCCCAGGGUGUAAGGUAGUGCCCUUCUGUGGCGUCUUCCUCAAAGAGCUGAGUGACGCGCUGGAUGGGGCCGCCAGCAUUAUCAGCCUGCGCCACUCAACUCACGACUCGCCGGAGGACUCACUAGAGUUUGUGGGGGACUACGGCGGGCAGCAGCACUUCCUGCAGAGGGCGGGGCCAGACGGGCUACACAGCCAGGAGAAGGAGGCCACGGUCAGCAACAUCCUGCAGAUCAUCCGCUCCUGCAACCGCAGUCUGGAGAUGGAGGAGGGAGAGGAGGGCCACCACGAAGUCUCCUCCACCUCCUGCAAAAAGACAUUCAUGGACAGGAACAGGAACCACUCUUUCAGGAGCAGGUCAGAUUCCAACCGUGUCUUGUUUGUGGUGGGAGACCUGUCAGACUCUGAGGGCGACCUGUCUGAGCAGGCUAAAGAGGUGGAAUUCCAGGGCACCGAGGAGACCCACCGGGCCUUCGGCCACGGCACGGAGCUCAUCCCCUGGUACGUGCUCUCCCUCCAGCCUGACGUCCACCAGUUCCUCCUGCAGGGAGCCACCGUCAUCCAUUACGACCAGGAGAGCCACCUCACCGCUCGCUGCCUCCUCCGCCUGCAGCCCGACAACUGCAUCCUGACCUGGGCUAAUCCCCAGAGCGGCAGCCCCCCCGCGGAGCCCCCAGGCCUGGGUCAACCUGUAGUGAACAGCCUGUCGGAGGGUCUGCUGGACCUCUCGGUGGUCAAGGCUGUGUUCCUGGGCCACUCCGGGGUGGACUUGCAUGCUGUGUGUCUGCAGAACAAGCUGUGUCACACCAUGAGGGCUGAGGAGAAUGGGGUCAGUCUGCUUUACGGGCUCCAUACUACAGACAACAGGCUGCUGCACUUUGUGGCCCCCAAGCACACAGCCCGCAUGCUGCAUGAGGGUCUGGUGGAGCUGGUCAACGCCAUGAGGAAGCUGAAGAAGUUCCCUGAUCAGAGACUGCACUGGCUCAGGAGGCAGUACGUCAGCCUCUAUCAGGAGGAGGGCAGGUACGAGGGUCCCACUCUUGCUCAGGCUAUAGAGCUGUUUGGGGGCCGGCGCUGGAACAUGGGCACAGGGGGCACAGAGAAGCCCAGCGCUCAGAAGCACAACUCCAUCUCUACCACCAAGAAGAAGAAGAAGGCUCUCACCAGGGGAGACAGCGGGGACGCUACCGAUGACGAGAUAUUCCAACGGAAAACCAAGAGCUGCAAGGACACCCUGUGCAGGAACAGGCCGGAGCUGUGUGACGGCAUGGACCAGGAAGGGCUAGAGGACGGCUUCCCUGGACCCUUCUCCCUGUCGAGCUGUAAGACCCCGGGUUCCUCUUCCUCCUCCUCUUCCUCCAGUAUGGGCAGCUCCAACCCCUCCCGUCCUCUCUCCUCCCCCGUCCUGUCAGGCAGCACCAAGGCCCAGCCAGGUGCGUGGAGCAGCAGGAGCUGGCACGGCCGGGGGAAAGGCUGUUUCAAGGGCUUCCAGAACCUCAUGAUCUCUGGCAGCACCAUGAGUUUCAUCGAGUUCGUCGAGCUCUUCAAGUCUUUCAGCAUUCGGAGCCGUAAAGACCUGAAGGAGCUGUUUGACACCUACGCCGUUCCCUGCAGUCGCUCCGGCACGGAGUCUGCCCCACUCUACACCAACCUGAGGAUCGACGACAAGGACACGGGACUGCAGCCUGACCUAGACUUGCUGACCCGUAACGGUUCGGAUCUGGGCCUCUUAAUCCGAACACGGCAGCAGAUGUCGGACAACCAGAAGCAGAUCUCGGACGCCAUUGCGGCAGCCAGCAUCGUGACCAAUGGGACAGGCGUGGAGAACGCCUCUUUAGGGGUGCUGGGGCUGGCCAUCCCACAGCUCAACGACUUCUUGGUCAACUGCCAGCGGGAACACCUGACCUACGACGAGAUCCUCAGCGUCAUCCAGAAAUUUGAGCCUUGCAUAAGCAUGCGUCAGAUGGGUUGGAUGUCCUUCGAAGGUUUUGCCAGGUUUUUAAUGGACAAGGACAACUUUGCGUCUAAGAACGAGGAGUCUCAGGUGAACACGGAGGAGCUCCAGUAUCCCAUGUCUUACUACUACGUAGAGUCCUCUCACAACACGUACCUCACUGGACACCAGCUCAAAGGAGAGUCCUCUGUAGAGCUCUACAGCCAGGUGCUGCUGCAGGGCUGCAGGAGUGUGGAGCUGGACUGUUGGGAUGGAGAUGACGGAUCACCCAUUAUCUACCAUGGGCACACCCUCACCACCAAGAUCCCCUUCAAGGAUGUGGUGGAGGCGGUCAAUCGCACUGCUUUCGUCAACUCAGACAUGCCGGUCAUCCUGUCCAUUGAGAACCACUGCUCUCUACCCCAGCAACGCAAAAUGGCUGAAAUCUUCAAGACUGUGUUCGGAGACAAGCUGGUGACCAAAUUCCUGUUUGAGAGCGAUUUCUCUGAUGACCCUCUGCUGCCCUCCCCGCUGCAACUGAAGGGAAAGAUCCUCCUCAAGAACAAGAAGCUGAAAGCACACCAGGCUCCCGUCGACAUUGUCAAACAGAAGGCUCACCAGCUGGCCCACAUCCAGGCCCAGGCCGGCAACGGGACACCGGCUGGCAGCUCACCUGGUAACCACAAUGAUGACGAUGAAGAGGAGGAAGACGAGUACGACGAUGACUAUGAAUCCCUGUCUGAUGCUGACGUUCUUACAGCGUCCACUGCCUCGUAUAGCCCUGAAGAUAACAUCCUAGAUGAUAAACCAGACGGGAAGUCCCCGGGUGACAAGGAUGAUCAUCCCAUCAUUGAUGAGAUGCCCAAGAGGAUGAAGAAAGCAGACAAUGCUGUAACCCAGAGCAAAGGGAAGGUAUUUGACAUGGAGCUGGGAGAAGAGUUCCAUCUCCCCCAGAACAAGAAGGAGAGUCGACAGAUCGCUCAGGAGCUCUCCGACCUCGUCAUCUACUGCCAGGCCGUCAAGUUCCCUGGCCUCUCCACCCUCUCUCCUUCGGCUUCUGGCAGAAGAAAAGACAGAAAGAGCAGGAAGUCCAUCUUUGGCACGGUUCCUGGUCGUAGCGGAGGCAGCCCCGGGGAGGCGGUGACGCUGGGCCGGACCCCAGGGAAGGGUGGUGUGGAGGCCAUGCGUCUGGGCUGGGAGGAGCAGACGUCGCCCGUACUCAGCCCCAGCGCGUCACUGAGCGCCAUCAUCCGCACUCCCAAGUGCUACCACAUCUCCUCGGUGAACGAGAACGCUGCCAAGCGCCUCUGCCGCCGCUUCUCCCGGAAGCUGAUCCAGCACACCACCUGCCAGCUGCUAAGGACCUACCCGGCCGCCACACGCAUCGACUCAGCCAACCCCAACCCUCUGCCCUUCUGGCUCCACGGCAUGCAAGUGGUGGCCCUCAAUUAUCAGACUGACGACCUGCCCAUGCAGUUGAACACAGCUCUGUUUGAAGCAAAUGGGCAUUGUGGUUACGUUCUGAAACCUCCAGUGUUGUGGGAUCGCUGCUGUCCCCUCUACCAGCAACUCUGCCCCCUGGAGAGAGAUGUAGAGAGCAUGAGCCCAACACUCUAUUCUCUGACGAUUGUGUCGGGGCAGAACGUGUGCCCUGCCAACAGCGCGGGCAGCCCCUGUGUGGAGGUGGACGUGCUGGGCAUGCCCGUGGACUGCUGCCACUUCCGCACCAAGCCCAUCCACCGCAACACGCUCAACCCCAUGUGGUCAGAGCACUUCCUGUUCCACGUGCACUUUGAGGACGCCUGCUUCCUGCGCAUCGCUGUGGUUGAGAAUAACAGCUCCCAGACCACCGCUCAAAGGACGCUGCCUCUACGGGCCUUCAAACCAGGUUACAGGCACAUCCAGCUGAGGACACAGCACAACGAGCCCCUGGAGGUGUCCAGUCUGUUCGUCUACAGCCGCAGAGUAGAGGAGAGCCCCACCGGCACAGCCCUGCCUGCUGCCAUGCUGUUCAGUUCUGAGGAGCGGAGGACAGCCCAGCAGCACCAGGUGACAGUCCAUGGUGUCCCAGGUCCAGAGCCUUUCACUGUAGUGUCUGUGAAGCAGCAGACCACCGUCAGACAGCUACUGGAUACGUUACCGACGUCCACAGAAGGUGCCGGUGAGUACUUCCUGUGUGAGGAGAAGGUGCCUCUGGUGAAGGACCGCAGUGACAGUAAGCGGUGUCCUCAGCAGCGCCCCCUAGCCUCCGAGGAGGAGAUCGUCAGGGUGGUCAACAGCUGGCAGCCUGAAGAGGGAUAUGUGGGCAGAAUCUACCUUAAAACCAAGGAAGAGAACCUGAACUAUAAGAACAGAGUGGUGGAGAGAGUGGAGGAGGGCGUGGAGAGGGUGGUAGCAGGGGAGGACGACACCUUCUUCGUCCAGGUGCACGACGUGUCCCCAGAACAACCUCACACAGUCAUCAGAGCCCAUCGAUACAGCACGGCGCAGGACAUCAUCCAGCAGACGCUGAGCAAAGCCAAGUACUCCCUGAGCAUUCUGAGUAACACUAACCCCAGUGACUAUGUGUUGGUGGAGGAGGUGUCGAAGGAGGCCAGCAGUAAGAAGUCUUCUCAAGCUAAGCCCUUCCAGAGGGUCCUCCUGGACCAGGAGUGUGUGUACCAGGUCCAGGGCCGCUGGAGGGGAGCAGGGAAGUUCAUCCUCAAGCUCAAAGAACAGAUGGCCCGUGAGGACAAGAGGAAGGGCAUCUCGUUUGCCAGCGAGCUGAAGAAGCUGACGUGGCGCAGCCGGAGCAUCCCGGCUCCAGCCGCCCAGGAGAGCAGUCACAGGUCUCUCUCUGCAGGACUCGAGGCCUGGGUGAGGGAGGGCCGGGCUGAGGCAGAGAGGCUCCUCCUGGGGGGCGGGGCCCACACCGGCUAUGUGACCCCUUCUACUUGGUCCCUCCCUCUGCUGAGGAACUGGAAGAUCCACAAAUGAAGCUAGGUCCCCUCCACCACCCUAGAGAGCACCUGUGUUCCUGAACACACCAUGAUGAGUCGAGUUACUCCCUCCCAUGAGUGAAGAGCUUCCCCCAGAAAGUCCCACCCAGACUGGCUGGUUGAUUUGGAAUGGCGGCUCCAGGUUGACGGUUCUGAGUGAAGGAAGACCUCGUCAUCUACAGGGUCGUUAGCCGUCCCCCCUCUACCUGGGUCAUAUUCAUUAGGGUACGCUAUAGCGGAGCAUUUUGCAACGGAAAAUUAAACAAAUGUUUCUUACUGGACAAGUUUAGGUAGUCCCUCUGUGUUUUAGUUUUCUUCCGUUUGGUGCCCAAUGAAUACACCCUUGAAGUGACGCCCAGGGAUGAGGUAGCAAUGUUGAGGAGACAGAUACUGGAUGUAGCAGCCAGCCUAACCCGGUUCAGCCUGGUUUCUUUGAGAAUGAAUACCCACAGCUGAGUCAUGCCCUUACUGUAUGUAGGCUGGUGUUGAAUGGCUGCAUUGAAUCCAGACAGUGUAUGUAGUUGUGGUGCGGGAGGCAGCUAUAACUGAGGCUCGCAGCCUUUCUCCUGCUAAGAAUGAGGGCAUUGUGAAUGUGGCCAACAAGCUGGCUUGUUGUAUGAUUCCCUUUGUGACCCAGUUUUCACAGUACUGUCAUUUCUAACACAUAGUUGUGUAUUUGGAGAUGUUCAGUGUUUUGCACGUAGUUGUUGUUAUGCUGUUACGCUCAGUACUUGCUCUCUCUACUUUGAGGGUGAAUCAUUGUUUGAUAUGAAGUUGUGAGGUCACCUUGAAUGGGUUUCCACCUCAAUGUGAUUUUGGCUUCAAAUUCAAACAUGUCAUCAGGUCAAAGUUGAGAACCACCAUCACCUCUCGAAUGUCAAACGCAAGAGAGGUUUUCGAAUCCCCAGAUAUAAUUAUUUUCGUUAAAACGUAAAAAUCUCAAGUGUAGUUUGAAUGUAAUGUUAUUGAUUUCUUUCUAUUGGAGCACACAUAACCAGCAUAACAAGGUCAGUACAGGGUUUUAGAGUUUUCUCAUAUUGUUCCCAAUUUAUUGAUUGGCAUAUUGAUUGCAGACCCUCAGCAUUAUCUAGUAACAUUUGUUUGAAUUGUUUGCUGAUGAAAUUGAUUAAAGUAGUAAACCGUAGUCUACUAAUGGCUCUUGUCAAUCUGGAUUGCUGAAGCGUUAGAUUGCGAGAUCGAAAUUGAAACGUCCUUUCGCUAACACGUGAACGUUGCCUUUGAAAUUUCAGUCACGCUGAUCUUCCGCGAUACGGAUUGACUCGAACCCUCAAGUGUUUUAACCGAUGUCCAUUUCAACCAGUUGUCAGAAACUUUGUUUAAUCGGGGCCCGUGUUGUUUCCCUCCUUGGUUUGGACUGUGGAUCACUGUGUGAGAGACAUGUAUAACAAAGUCAUUGUCUGUAGUUUUUCCAACUUAGUACAUGUUUUAAACUAUGAAGGUUUGGCAUUUUCUAAUUCAUUCUUUAUGUUGUACUUUGUGUGUGUAUCUUGUCUGAUCGUUGGUACUGCCCAGAUGUCCACUUCCUCAGGGCAUUACAGAUCUAGAUGCAUAUUUCAGCCUCUAAUCUGGGUCCAUACAAUCUCACAGCAGACAAAAUGAUGGGCUUUUUAUGCAGCCGCUGUAUGAGAUCUGUAGAUGCUACAGUACUUAAAUGUCAAAUAUCAUCAAAUUAGCAACCAAUCAACUACAACUUUCCAUCAUGACAAUAUUAUGGAAAAAGUAUCAACAGACUACAUUAUAACUAUCAUGUUUUACCAAGGUUUUUCUUUUGGUAUGUUUUGUCACCCCUUUUAUUUUGAAAAAAAAAUGUUUUAAUUUGACUUGGUUGACUAUGGCCUCUGGCUCUUCAUUCAGUUUUGAGUAAUCAAAUCCAAACAGUAAUUUUACCUUAUGAGGAUUGUAAUGCCGAUGACAUUUGGCUGACAAUGUAAUAGCAAACUACCAUCUCUUCCCUGUUUGCUUUUUGAAGGGGUCAAAUUUCUUUCUCUUCACCUUUUAGACCUGAGUUGUAAUAUAACAUGAAUAUUGUUGUCGAGAUGUUUUGUAUGUUAUAUUUAUUUGAUUGUGUAGCCCUGGUUGGUUCUUUCCUUUAUUAUUUUGUGUACAAAGCUCUUAUCGAGUUUUUCCUGCAAGUAGAAAAAAUAUUUGAAUUGUCUUAAUUUAUUUGAAGGUGUGGAGGAAAAAUGCUUUCACUGCUGUGACUAACUUUAUAUUUGUAAUUGAAAUAUGUACUUUUAACAUGGAGGCUUUAAUAUAUAGCUAGUAUUAGUUAUUCUGCUGCACACUGGCAUUGUAUGCUUUUCAUGUAAUGUUUAUUAGUGUCAAUGCUGAACAUUUAACGUUUGUCAAGUUGUGUCAAGCGCAUACCGUUAUGGUAAAUGUAAUUUCAGCGACUAAACAUUUCUACAUUUAUGUUUUUAGCUCUUGGAGUCUCACCCCCAUGAUGAAUGUCAUAGUAACGUGUUCACUUCAUGUGAUGUGACCGUCGGGGGACUACUGUCUUAAUUACUUGGGACUAUUAAUUGUUCUAUAUUAUGACCACAAUAAAAUCAUUAGUCAUA
Molecule: messenger RNA, 10734 nt
Organism: Oncorhynchus nerka (sockeye salmon)
Lineage: Eukaryota; Metazoa; Chordata; Actinopteri; Salmoniformes; Salmonidae
Product: 1-phosphatidylinositol 4,5-bisphosphate phosphodiesterase epsilon-1-like
Exons: 36
Coding region: 1209-8150 (2313 amino acids)
Biological process (GO): release of sequestered calcium ion into cytosol; lipid metabolic process; phosphatidylinositol-mediated signaling
Molecular function (GO): guanyl-nucleotide exchange factor activity; phosphatidylinositol-4,5-bisphosphate phospholipase C activity
Source: RefSeq, a predicted model, not a curated record